Molecule: messenger RNA, 936 nt
Organism: Batrachochytrium dendrobatidis JAM81
Lineage: Eukaryota; Fungi; Chytridiomycota; Chytridiomycetes; Rhizophydiales
Exons: 5
Coding region: 1-936 (311 amino acids)
Source: RefSeq, a predicted model, not a curated record
AUGUUUGGAUCUGGAUUUAUUAGUCCUUCUCUAUUUAAAAGAGAGGAGCAUAUCCAAGUUGCUCGAAGAGAGUCUCAGCGUAACCUUCGAGAUUUACGUAGAGACCGAGAGGAUUUGGAACGACGAGAGCGACAGCAGAUGGCUCAACUCAAGUCGCUUGUGAAAAAAGGUGAUUUUCCAAAAGCUAAUCUACUAGCUCGACAGAUUGCUCUGUAUCGAAAUCUUGCAGAUAAAAAUUUUGAGCGGGGAAUAUCAAUCCAAACUGAAGUUCAGGGACUUCGACAUGGAAACUCGGGAAAUACAAUAGAAAUAGUUCGGCAGCGUGAGCAAAAAUAUGAGUCGAGAAUGGAAGAGUACGAAACAAUAGAGAGUAUCAUGAAUGAAGGAUUUGAUGAUAUUUAUGAACAUGUUACUCUUCGCAAAGAUCAGCCAAACCGUUUUGACGAUCAAGUCGAAGGCGUGUUUCGAGAAGCUUUGGAUCCUAAAACCAAAAUGUGUAGAGACCAUGCUAUACAAAACACCCCAAACGGCAAGAUUUUAAAUGGACGAGUGUUUUUGCACGUCAAGAACUUUAAUCAGUUCAUGACACAAAGCAUAUCUACUGCUACAGUGUUUCUUCCAUCCUUGACUAUUUCAGGAGAUAUUUUAAAGCAGUGUAUUAUGCAGGAUAGAAAGGCUCUAAGAGCCUUACAUCUUUUUGAAGCAACCGAGCAUGGCGAAGUUAUCUGCGACUUUCAAGUUGGGGAGUUGGUUAAAUUCUUUGGAGAUUUCUCCAACAGACAAAGUAUGGAUGUCAAUGACGAAGAUCAGGAACCCAUCGCAACAACUUCACAUAAUACUUCGUAUAAAUUUGUAUCGCUUGAUCUUACUCAAACUCUCGAAAGUCUAGGAUUGGUCAAUGCUGGUAUAAUAUGGGUGUAUUCUCCAACUAAAUAA